AUGCUCACUGCUCAGUCGCUAACUCGCUGGAUGAACAAUGGUUGGAGCUUGUCGGAGAUAACAGUCGUUGAAUGGUUGGAGCUCGUCGGAGAGGAGGUUGAAUCUCGGUGUUUGGUGGAGGAGGAGAGGUCACAGUCAUUUGUUUGUGGAGGAGGGGAGCCCACAGUCGUUCGUUUGUGGAGGAGAGUUGUGGAGUCUACUGCAAUAAGCCUCAAGGCAGCAACUGCUGCUGCGACAGACAUGCAACCGAGGUACAUGUGGUUUGCAAGGAUAAACUCAUAUGUGGUGUAUUUGGGAGCACAUUCACAUGGCCAAGAAGUCUCAUCCAUUGAUUUAAAUCCAGUAACAGAGUCUCAUUACGAGUUUCUGGGAUCAUUUCUGGGAAGCAAUGAUAAGGCCAAAGAUGCCAUAUUUUAUUCCUACACACGACACAUCAAUGGUUUUGCAGCAACACUGGAUGAUGAAGAAGCAGCCCAGAUAGCUAAGCAUCCCGAUGUAGUCUCAGUGUUCUUGAACAAGGGAAAACAAUUGCACACAACCAGGUCAUGGGACUUCCUGGGGCUUGAAGAUGAUGGGGCAAUUCAUUCCAGCUCUAUUUGGAAGAAGGCAAGAUUUGGUGAAGACACCAUCAUAGGCAACCUUGACACUGAGCAUCCCGAUGUAGUCUCAGUGUUCUUGAACAAGGGAAAACAAUUGCACACAACCAGGUCAUGGGACUUCCUGGGGCUUGAAGAUGAUGGGGCAAUUCAUUCCAGCUCUAUUUGGAAGAAGGCAAGAUUUGGUGAAGACACCAUCAUAGGCAACCUUGACACUGGUGUCUGGCCUGAAUCAAAAAGUUUUAGCGAUGGCGAUAUGGGACCAAUACCUUUGAGGUGGAAAGGAAUCUGUCAAAAUGAUAAAGAUGCUNUUAUGACAGCAAUAUGCAUUGAUAUAUUGUUUGUUUCUUUUACAAUCAUGUUUCACUUUCUCCACAUUUACAUUUUGUUUAAUGGAACCAAGCCAGGUGUCUGGCCUGAAUCAAAGAGUUUUAGCGAUGGAGAUAUGGGACCAAUACCUUUGAGGUGGAAAGGAAUCUGUCAAAAUGAUAAAGAUGCUGGCUUUCAUUGCAACAGAAAGCUGAUAGGAGCAAGAUAUUUCAACAAAGGAUAUGCUGCUGUAGUUGGACCUCUAAAUUCUUCCUUCAACUCACCACGAGACAACGAAGGCCAUGGGUCACACACAUUAUCAACUGCCGGUGGUAAUUUUGUUGCUGGAGCAAGUGUAUUUGGGUUUGGCAAUGGGACAGUGAAAGGUGGAUCUCCAAAAGCCCGAGUGGCUGCUUACAAGGUUUGUUGGCCCCCGGUGGGUGGCAAUGAUUGCUUUGAUGCAGACAUAUUGGCAGCCUUUGACAUGGCCAUUCAUGAUAGUGUUGAUGUGCUGUCUGUGUCACUUGGAGGGGACCCUAUUCCCUUCUUCAAAGACAGUGUUGCCAUUGGCUCCUUUCAUGCAGUCAAGCAUGGCAUUGCUGUGAUUUGCUCAGCCGGAAAUUCUGGACCUGAUAAUGGUACUGUUUCCAACAUAGCACCAUGGCAGAUCACAGUUGGAGCCAGCACCAUGGAUCGCCAGUUUCCUAGUUAUGUAAUCCUUGGAAACAACAUGCGCUUGAAGGGAGAAAGCCUUUCACCUAAAGCACUACCAAAUGGAAAGUUCUUUCCAAUUGUCAGCGCUGCACGUGCCAAAGCUUCUGGUUCAUCAAUGGGAGAUGCGUAA
Molecule: messenger RNA, 1749 nt
Organism: Ilex paraguariensis (yerba mate)
Lineage: Eukaryota; Viridiplantae; Streptophyta; Magnoliopsida; Aquifoliales; Aquifoliaceae
Source: the annotation of a GenBank genome assembly